AUGGAGGAUGUUGAACCUCACCCUGUCCCUGCAAGCGGUUACAACUCUGAGGGCGACAACCUCAGUGAAGACAGCCUGUGUCCACCGAACAGAAAGGAUCUCUAUAAUUCGCACAAUGGUUACAAAGAUAAGCCUGGCCAGAAGUCACUACAAGAUGGUAUCGAGGAUGCGCUGAACAGCGUCGUUGAGCAAGAAGGCAUACGCCUUCAAACGGCAAUCAAUCGCAUUCUCGAAUGCAUGCAUGAGCUGAACACUAAGAUAGAAGAGUUCCGAGAUUACGUUGCAACCCAAGAUAGCGACAAUACGCCGCUCUAUCAAUGGAAUAAGUAUGAAGAAUUUCCCCGCAUUGCUCAAGCCACUCAUAAGCUUGGUACCGCGAUCAAGGUGCUCAAGAUUAUGUUUGAUAGAGUUCCAGGGGCGUUGGCCCCAGAAAUACCGAUCGCUACGAAAGCUAACAAUUUCCCCUUGCCUGUCUUUCCAGAAGACUACGCAACCGCAUGCAAAGACGAGGCCCUCCAAUGCUCCAUUUCCAUCAGUAAUGGGGCAGCAUAUGUCAUGGAAGUCGUCAACCAAACGACGGCUAAAUGUAUUGAUGAACUGGAGCUGUCGUCUUUGAGUCAAGGUGCUCGGAAGGCUGCAACGGAGGAGAUGUCCCGGGAACUUGCCAAGAUCAUGAAGUAUUCGACCGGAGCUACCGAGCAGGUCUACCUGGCUAAAGACCUGUUGAUUAAGGCCUUUGAGUCUUGCACCACCAUUAGGCAGGCGCCAAUGCAGCGCGAUAGCACUGAUACUCUAAAGUCGACUAAGCAAGACAUGGUUCGCAAGGAGUGGGUGGGCGGGUUGCAAAAGGGUGGUGCCUACAUCAUCCAUGGCCUCGCAGUCAUUGGCGUCCUUCUCCUGACCCUCCUGGUCACUGCUCCUUUGAAACCGAAUAUCGUGACGCGAGGGGAUCUUAAAAAGGUCGACAAUAGAAUGGAUCUGAUGAUGUUUUCUAUUAUGACGUAUGUUUUUGAAGAGAACAGUGCCAUGAAGGCUCGCCUUGCUGGACUUGAGAAGCUGUCUCAAGUUCAAACCAACAGGAGCGAAGCGAUCCAACUCCGCCUCGACAACCUCUGGGACUCUCUCGGCAUUCCGGAUGAGAACGGGAUGUAUCGGUUUGACAAGGAAUCUAAUCGGCUGAGUGAAUUCUUGGAACACCAGUUGAUAGACCUCAAGGGCGAGCUCCUCAAGCAGGCGAAGACACUAAAUGAUAUGCGGAGGCAGAACCACCUGAUGGACAUCCGUCUGACAAGGCAGAUUCAACGCCUUCAGCCCCGUGAGUCGAAAUGGGGGUGGUGGAAGACAGAGGAUGCCGAUAGGAAGAGUGAAGUCGACGAGGGGACCUGGGAGAACGACCGCGAAGAGAAUGAAACACGGGACCUUUAG
Messenger RNA from Lindgomyces ingoldianus, 1425 nucleotides. RefSeq lists its product as uncharacterized. NCBI's taxonomy places the organism in Eukaryota, Fungi, Ascomycota, Dothideomycetes, Pleosporales, Lindgomycetaceae. The coding region runs from base 1 to 1425 and encodes 474 amino acids. The record is from RefSeq and is a predicted model, not a curated record. The transcript is spliced from 2 exons.